Capsella rubella is the source of this 808-nucleotide messenger RNA. RefSeq names its product probable signal peptidase complex subunit 2. NCBI's taxonomy places the organism in Eukaryota, Viridiplantae, Streptophyta, Magnoliopsida, Brassicales, Brassicaceae. The coding region runs from base 62 to 646 and encodes 194 amino acids. Gene Ontology annotation, cellular component: signal peptidase complex; membrane. The record is from RefSeq and is a predicted model, not a curated record. Gene Ontology annotation, biological process: protein targeting to ER. The transcript is spliced from 5 exons.
UACAGCGUCUCUCACUCUGCAAGAGAAACUUCGAAGAUUUGAUAUUUGUCUCCGAUCAGCCAUGGAAGAGAAGAAGACAGAAUCGACGACCACGAACGCUAAGAAGGUUAACUUGUUAGACCACAAUGCUAUCAAACACCUUCUCGAUGAAUCUGUCUCCGAUAUCGUUACGAGCCGAGGGUACAAGGAGGAUGUGAGGUUAAGCAACGUCAAAUUGAUGUUAGGGGCGAUUAUAAUCGUGGUCGCUCUUGUUGCUCAAUUCUACAACAAGAAGUUUCCUGAGAACAGAGACUUUUUGAUCUGCUGCAUCGGAUUGUAUGUGGUGUUGACUGCGGUAAUGCAGCUGAUUCUGUACAUUAAGGAGAAGAAUGCGAUACUGUUCACUUAUCCUCUUGAGGGAUCAUUCACCAGCACUGGCUUGGUAGUAUCUUCCAAGUUACCCAGGUUCUCUGAUCAGUACACUCUCACCAUAGACAGUGCUGAUCCGAAAUCAAUCUCAGCUGGCAAGUCAGUUGAGCUCACCAAAAGUGUCACUCAAUGGCUUACAAAAGAUGGAGUUCUUGUGGAGGGUUUAUUCUGGAAAGAUGUUGAAGCCCUAAUCAAGCAGUACACAGAAGAAGCAGGAGAACCAAAGAAGAAGAGGUGAUCAUCUUUAAAAGAUGGAAAAAAUUCAUGUUCUUUUUGGCAUUUUUCUUAGGUAAACUAAAAUUGAUGGUGACUUUUUAAAGAGACGACGACACAGAUAUAACCAGACUUUCGAAUUAUUCCGAGACUUUAUUACCAAUCUAUCAUCUCAUGUUCUCUGUUU